CCGGUUUUUUGCAUUGUUAUGCAUGUGUGGUUACAAAGCAGUAAACAAAUGAAUGCAAUAAGUCAAAUUGAUAAACAAAAUUACAUUAAUUAAAGAGACACAACCAUCAUGACUUUGACAGCUGUGUAUAAUUACAUGAAAAUGCAAAAUAGACCUUACAGCGUGAAUGAUGUAGUCAUGAAUUUAUUUAAUGAACACAGUAAAACUGCAGUUCAAAAAGCUAUGGAUGAAUUGGUGAAGAAAGGAAAAUUGUUCGAAAAAGUUUAUGGCAAACAGAAAAUCUAUUGUGUUGUGCAAGAUUCGCAGUAUAACACUGAUGAGUUAAUGAGGAUUGACAAGGAACUACAAAGUCAUGCUAAUGAAAUCGAAACUAAAUAUCAGGAAGUCAUGAAAGAAGUGAAAGAACAAGAGACACUUUUAGCUUCUCUAAAGUCAAGUUUAACACUGGAAGAUGUUCAAAAAGAAAAAAUUGUUUUACAGGAAAAUGUACAGCAGUUAACACAUAAAUUGGAUAAAUUGAUGGAAAAAAGUGGUUCUGAAGAUUUGCAAGAGUCUAAACGAAAAGCACAAGAGAAUCUAGAUGAGUACUCACGUGAAUAUUUAAAAAGAAAAAAGAUAUGCGUUGAAAUACUGGAUUGCAUUUUGGAAAGUUAUCCUGGUAACAAAGAUGAGCUUUAUGAAGAAAUAGGCAUUGAUUCAACGACUGUAUAA
This is a messenger RNA of Atta colombica, 711 nucleotides long. RefSeq names its product homologous-pairing protein 2 homolog. Gene Ontology annotation, molecular function: recombinase activator activity; double-stranded DNA binding. Lineage: Eukaryota; Metazoa; Arthropoda; Insecta; Hymenoptera; Formicidae. Gene Ontology annotation, biological process: homologous chromosome pairing at meiosis; meiotic strand invasion involved in reciprocal meiotic recombination; meiotic joint molecule formation. The coding region runs from base 109 to 711 and encodes 200 amino acids. The record is from RefSeq and is a predicted model, not a curated record. Gene Ontology annotation, cellular component: DNA recombinase auxiliary factor complex; condensed nuclear chromosome. The transcript is spliced from 3 exons.